Messenger RNA from Saccoglossus kowalevskii, 732 nucleotides. Its product is annotated as fatty acid desaturase 6-like. Gene Ontology annotation, molecular function: oxidoreductase activity, acting on paired donors, with oxidation of a pair of donors resulting in the reduction of molecular oxygen to two molecules of water. Gene Ontology annotation, cellular component: membrane. Gene Ontology annotation, biological process: lipid metabolic process. The record is from RefSeq and is a predicted model, not a curated record. Lineage: Eukaryota; Metazoa; Hemichordata; Enteropneusta; Harrimaniidae.
AUGGGAAAAUUCUGGUCGCAUUUCUUCCUUGAAAUUUGUGGGUCGUUUUCUGUGGACCUCGCCAGCAACGUUCACGUCAAGAUUCAUCACCCGUAUACCAACAUUAUUGGUUUAGGAGACUCCAGAGAAUGGAGAGCGCCAUUCCUACCAGCUCUCACGUACAUGUUCUUAGCACCACUAUUGUUUCCUAUUGUCAGCCCAUUGUUUGUAAUCGCUGAGUUAACAAAGGCGAACAAAUGGAAGGAAUUGUUACGUUGUACGCUCUUCAUCACUGCUGGUAUCUUUGUUAACAUUACCCUGUUGAUGAAAGUAUCUGGCCUGAAGCUGAUGACAUCACUUUUGACAAUGUGGUCUGCCAGAGCUGUGCUCAGUGUACCUUACAUCCAUGUAAAUAUAUUUCAACACAUUGGUCUGCCAAUGUACAGCAAGGAGACGGCUCCAAAACGGUUAUACCUGAUGUCAACUGGCGUAUUGAACUUAUCACGAAACCCUCUCCUGGAUUGGACAUUCGGACAUGGUAUCGUCAACUGCCAUGUUGAACAUCAUCUAUUUCCUGAACUAUCUGACAACAUGUGCCUGAAGAUUAAGCCGAUAGUAAGCAAGUAUUUGACAGGAAAUUCUCUGCCGUACAACGAAGACACCUAUAUGAAUCGUUUAUGCAUGUUUGUUAACAAGUAUGAAGAGUUAAUGGUGAAGUUACCACCUAUAUCUGAAUUUAUUGGUAUCCAAUAG